This is a messenger RNA of Lytechinus pictus (painted urchin), 909 nucleotides long. Its product is annotated as dentin sialophosphoprotein-like. Lineage: Eukaryota; Metazoa; Echinodermata; Echinoidea; Temnopleuroida; Toxopneustidae. The transcript has a single exon. The coding region runs from base 1 to 909 and encodes 302 amino acids. The record is from RefSeq and is a predicted model, not a curated record.
AUGUGUGAGGAAAGCAACUCAGAGACAGAUCUUUGUAGAGCUGAAGAAGUUGAAAAGACAAGCAUCAAGAACACAAACAUUGAGAAGUUUUCCGAGAAUGAGGACGUAGACGAUCCAGACUAUGUGCCAGAGACCACCGAUUCAGAGGAUGAUGUACCGCAGACCACCAAUUCAGAGGAUGAUGUACCGCAGACUACCAAUUCAGAGGAUGAUGUACCGCAGACCACCAAUUCAGAGGAUGAUGUACCGCAGACCACCAAUUCAGAGGAUGAUGUACCGCAGACUACCAAUUCAGAGGAUGAUGUUCUGCAGACCACCAAUUCAGAGGAUGAUGUACCGCAGACCACCAAUUCAGAGGAUGAUGUACCGCAGACCACCAAUUCAGAGGAUGAUGUACUGCAGACUACCAAUUCAGAGGAUGAUGUACCGCAGACCACCAAUUCAGAGGAUGAUGUACCGCAGACCACCGAUUCAGAGGAUGAUGUACCGCAGACUACCAAUUCAGAGGAUGAUGUACCGCAGACUACCAAUUCAGAGGAUGAUGUACCACAGACUUCCAAUUCAGAGGAUGAUGUACCGCAGACUACCAAUUCAGAGGAUGAUGUUCCGCAGACUACCAAUUCACAGGAUGAUGUACCGCAGACUACCAAUUCAGAGGAUGAUGUACCGCAGACUACCAAUUCAGAGGAUGAUGUACCGCAGACCACCGAUUCAGAGGAUGAUGUACCGCAGACUACCAAUUCAGAGGAUGAUGUACCGCAGACUACCAAUUCAGAGGAUGAUGUACCGCAGACCACCAAUUCAGAGGAUGAUGUACCGCAGACCACCAAUUCACAGGAUGAUGCGCCUGCUGUUUUACCAGGAAUGCCAGUUGUGUUCAUGACCAAGAGAGGAAAAGAAUGGAUGUAG